This is a messenger RNA of Penicillium malachiteum, 675 nucleotides long. RefSeq lists its product as uncharacterized. The record is from RefSeq and is a predicted model, not a curated record. Bases 1 to 675 code for a protein of 224 amino acids. The transcript has a single exon. Lineage: Eukaryota; Fungi; Ascomycota; Eurotiomycetes; Eurotiales; Aspergillaceae.
AUGCGCUUUCACCAACAGUAUGUAUCAUUGUUAGACCUCGAUAUCAGCUCUAUCCAGGGAACCGAAGCAGAGAAUGUGGACCCCAAGACUAUCAACGAUAGUACUCCUGACAAAAACUCCGAUGAAACCUUUGACACCCUUCUUACCAAACUUCAAACUGGCAUUGAUAUCCAGUCUCAGUCUGUCAAAACCGCCGAUGCUAAGGCGAAGGCCAUUAGUGACGGUAUACCCUCUUCGUUCAAGACCAUUGAAGAUCCCACAAAUGCCGUUGAAUACGCCAAAGCCAAUCUUGGGGAUGCUGAGUUUAUUCUCACCUUCAUUGCUGAGGCUCUUUUCCGUGUGAACAAAACGGUCGCGGACAUACCCCGUAUCAAGGAGAACCUGGAAUUUACCGAGAAAGUUCCCAAGGAGUACCCCGAGAAAUACGGCGCGCUCAUCCACAGCAUUGACCAGCUAAGUGAGGAUGUCCAUAAGCUGAAGACUCUCUUGGCAGACACUAUGACACAAUUGAUUGGCAACAAGGAAAUCCUGAUUGCAAUGAUCAAGAAACACCUGCCAUCCUGGGAGGAUAAACAGACUUCCCCAGUCAAAGAUGCAAAGAGCGCUUUCGCUGCUGAGGAUGAAAAGAAAGACUCAAUCCAGGGCCCUGCAGUUUCCCCUAUCAGGGAAGAAUGA